GCAUGGGUAAAGCUGGGGGAGAGGCCAUCCACUGCAUCAGUGCAGGUGUGCAGCUGUAUCCUGAGACUGAAGGGGAAUCUGCAGUGCAGAGCAUACAUGAACCCUGGAAGGACCACCGCCAAGACCACCACCUUGGUAAGGCAUCUGUAGGCACCGAUAAUAACGGCACCCGGUAUUUCAAAUACUUGAGCUGCAUCUCCAUGACGAUUUUGUUGAUGACCUUGAUACCAUGUCACUCACAGUACAUCAAGAGGGACAUCAUCAGGAAUAUCUGCAGCAGUGCCCAAAACCCAUUUGAACAUCUGAUAAAUGAUGAAAACUCAGGUAGGAUACAACUGAUGACUAGUUACCAUUGUAGUAGAAGGCCUUCAAUGGCCUUGAAAUUCAAUAAUUAGUUUACAGCUAUACCACUAGAUGGCGGUGGUCAGGCACUGUAGUUAUUAUUGUACACUCCAGCAUCUAGCGUCACACAUGAACAUAUGACAGAAGCACCUGUAAAACAUGUAAAAAAAUGAUGUACUAUUAUCUUUGACCUUUGCAUAUGAAACAUGUAUGCAUAUGUCUGCAUGCAUGUGUGUGUGACCAUGCAGAUAUCCAUGCGUAUUUUUGCGUGUUUGUGUGUGUGUGCAUGCAUGCGUGUGUCUCUAUAGCGAAUGUAUUCAAGGGCUCCCAGCCCCUGGCCAAGUGGGUGUUCUUCCUGGUUCCCAACACGGGCAUCUCUGUGACUACAUGCUCCCCUCUGUGACGGAGGCAGCUGUCCAGGAGAGGGUUAGGGCGUGGGCAGGGUUCACCAUCCCUGACGGCCAGCUCCAUGUCACCCAGCAGUUUGUACAGAGCAGGCUAGAGUGGCACCAAGGUAGACUAGGCACUGGUUCAUCUCCAUCUAUGCUGUCCGAAAUGGCACCCUAUUCAUAUAUACGACCAGCGCGUCAUAAGUAGUUCACUAUAUGAGGGAUAUGGUGCCAUUUCAGACAGCCCAAUUGCCAUGAGAUAACAUGGUGGUAUUUAUUUCUUAAGCCGACUCCUCUUGAUGUUCUUUGAGGGGGGAUAUAUAUACUUGGCUACAUUCUGGAAAGUGAAUGUCAAAUGUGAUUUGACCACUAUUCUAAGUAGGCCUAUGCCAUGGUGCAGUAUUUCCAAAUCAUUUUGGGGAAAUUGGUUGUCCUCAUACAUUCCUGUCAACAACUAUUCCUUAUGAUGUCAUGUUUUAAAAUGCAUGUAGGGCAGGCUAUCAGCAAAUAGUUAUAUUCUAGCAAAUAAUUAUACUCUAGUUAUAUUCUAUUUUAUUUACUUUUGCCACUCCCUGUGUCAAUCUGCUUUAUAAGGUUCCACAGUUUCAGUUUCUGUGCCACCCUUAGCAUACAUCUCAAUACAUGUGCCCUUUGUGACACAGUCACGGUACAGUUGAAGUCGGAAGUUUACAUACACCUUAGCCAAAUACAUUUAAACUUAGUUUUUCACAAUUCCUGACAUUUAAUCCAAGUAAAAAUGCCCUGUUUUAGGUCAGUUAGGAUCACCACUUUAUUUUAAGAAUGUGAAAUGUCAGAAUAAUAGUAGAGAGAAUGAUUUAUUUAAGCUUUUAUUUCUUUUAUCACAUUCCCAGUCGGUCAAAAGUUUACAAACACUCAAUUAGUAUUUGGUAGCAUUGUAUUUAAAUUGUUUAACUUGGGUCAAACGUUUCGGGUAGCCUUCCACACGUCUCCCACAAUAAGUUGGAUGAAUUUAGGCCCUUUCCUCCUGACAGAGCUGGUGUAGCUGAGUCAGGUUUGUAGGCAUCCUUGCUCACACACGGUUUUUCAGUUCUGCCCACACAUUUUCUAUGAGAUUGAGGUCAGGGCUUUGUGAUGUCCACUCCAAUACCUUGACUUUGUUGUCCUUGAGCCAUUUUGCAACAACUUUGGAAGUAUGCUUGGGGUCAUUGUCCAUUUGGAAGACCCAUUUGCGACCAAGCUUAAACUUCCUGACUGAUGUCUUGAGAUGUUGCUUCAAUAUAUCCACAUCAUUUUCCUUCCUCAUGAUGCCAUCUAUUUUGUGAAGUGCACCAGUCCCUUCUGCAGCAAAGCACCCCCACAGCAUCAUGCUGCCACCCCCGUGCUUCACUGUUGGGAUGGUGUUCUUCGGCUUGCAAGAGACCCCCUUUUUCCUCCAAACAUAACGAUGGCCAUUAUGGUCAAACAGUUCUAUUUUUGUUUCAUCAGACCAGAGGACAUUUCUCCAAAAAGUACGAUCUUUGUCCCCAUGUGCAGUUGCAAACCGUAGUCUGGCUUUUUUAUGGUGGUUUUGAAGCAGUGGCUUCUUCCUUGCUGAGCGGCCUUUCAGAUUAUGUCGAUAUAGGACUCGCUUUACUGUGGACAUGCAUACUUUUGUACCUGUUUCCUCCAGCAUCUUCACAAGGUCCAUUGCUGUUGUUCUGGGAUUUAUUUGCACUUUUCGCACCAAAGUACGUUCAUCUCUAGGAGACAGAACGCAUCUCCUUCCUGAGCGGUAUAAUGGCUGCGUGGUCCCAUGGUGUUUAUACUUGUGUACUAUUGUUUGUACUGAUGAACGUGGUACCUUCAGGCGUUUGGAAAUUGCUCCCAAGGACGAACCAGACUUGUGUACGUCUACAAUCAUUUUUCUGAGGUCUUGGCUGAUUUCUUUUGAUUUUCCCAUGAUGUCAAGCAAAGAGGCACUGAGUUUGAACGUCGACCAUGAAAUACAUCCACAGGUACACCUCCAAUUGACUCAAAUUAUGUCAAUUAGACUAUCAGAAGCUUCUAAAGCCAUGACAUCAUGUUCUGGAAUUUCCCCAGCUGUUUAAAGGCACAGUCAACUUAGUGUAUGUAAACUUCUGACCCACUGGAAUUGUGAUACAGAGAAUUAUAAGUGAAAUAAUCUGUCUGUAAACAAUUGUUGGAAAAAUUACUUGUGUCAUGCACAAAGUAGAUGUCCUAACCGACUUGCCAAAACUAUAGUUUGUUAACAAGAAAUUUGUGGAGUGGUUGAAAAACAUGUUUUAAAGACUCCAAUGUAAGUGUAUGUAAACUUCUGACUUCAACUGUAUGUGUUCAGAUCGGGUCACAACCUGUUUCCACAAACAUCUGUGUGGUUUACAAAUUAUUAAGCAUCAAUAUGGAAUUUUAUAUAAAAGACAAGCAGAAGUAAAUAAAUAUUUGAAGUCAAUUGCCCCAGGUGUCACAGAUAUGUGUUACAAAAAAGGAGGUAGUUCCUCCCGCCUGUAUGCCUGUAAUUAAGUAAUGUGUACAGUAACCUCGCCUUGCUCUGCUAUGUUAAACUAUACCUUUGAGUCAUCCAUCAGAGAUGUCAACACUUGUCUAAAAAAAGAAACCCAGGGGUCAAGUGGAGGUGUAGGAAUUCAUUUAUCACACCCAGCGGCAGUCCUUAUUUAAGGUGUGGUAUGUCUGGCCAACCAAGCACUUCCCCAAUUUAUUUUAUCCAUUAGUGAAGCUAAUUAAUUAGUCAAGCAAUUAUGAAGCAAAGUAAGUUGAUUGUUUAACAGCUUUUAUUCUGGCUGAAGAUUCAGAGGAGGGCAUGGACAGCACCUGGGUCCCGGUGUACAACCUUCAGCAGAGGCACAAAAUAACCAUG
Molecule: messenger RNA, 3588 nt
Organism: Coregonus sp. 'balchen'
Lineage: Eukaryota; Metazoa; Chordata; Actinopteri; Salmoniformes; Salmonidae
Source: the annotation of a GenBank genome assembly